Drosophila ficusphila is the source of this 1919-nucleotide messenger RNA. RefSeq names its product ras-related protein Rab6 (gene Rab6). Gene Ontology annotation, molecular function: GTP binding; GTPase activity. Bases 353 to 979 code for a protein of 208 amino acids. The transcript has a single exon. The record is from RefSeq and is a predicted model, not a curated record. Lineage: Eukaryota; Metazoa; Arthropoda; Insecta; Diptera; Drosophilidae.
ACAGCAACUGACUCAGAAGUUGAAGAAGAAGCAGAGACGAUUUGCUGGCCACAAUUUUUCCACGACUUAACUUCGCGAUUUACCUAGCCAAUCGAACCGGAAUUCGAUUUGCAGCUAUCCGGAAGCAUAUAGAGCGCGAGUGCGGCAACCAAUUGCCGUGAUUGCAGCGAAAUCGCCGUGCGAAAAGGCCCCGAAAACCGCUGGCCCAGCCCAUUAUAAACAGAGAGGAGGGGUGGAGAGUGGAGAGUGCGCAGCCGAGGAGUGUGGAGAGUGGAGAGAAGAGAGCGGAGCGAGAAGAGAGGUCAGCAAACCCAAACCCGUAAUUAAGAAAAAGUAGACACGUACGUGGAAGAUGUCAUCCGGAGAUUUUGGCAACCCGCUGAGGAAGUUCAAGCUUGUCUUCCUGGGCGAACAGAGUGUGGGGAAGACCUCCCUGAUCACGCGCUUCAUGUACGACAGCUUCGACAACACGUACCAGGCGACGAUCGGAAUCGACUUCCUCUCAAAGACCAUGUACCUGGAGGACCGGACGGUGCGCCUGCAGCUGUGGGACACGGCGGGCCAGGAGCGCUUCCGCUCGCUGAUCCCCUCCUACAUCCGAGACUCCACGGUGGCCGUCGUUGUGUACGACAUAACCAACACCAACUCGUUCCACCAGACCUCAAAGUGGAUCGAUGACGUGCGCACGGAACGGGGUAGCGACGUGAUUAUCAUGCUCGUGGGUAACAAGACGGAUCUCUCGGACAAGCGCCAGGUGUCCACCGAGGAGGGUGAGCGCAAGGCGAAGGAACUGAACGUGAUGUUCAUCGAGACGAGCGCCAAGGCGGGCUACAAUGUGAAGCAGCUAUUCCGGCGAGUGGCCGCCGCACUGCCCGGCAUGGAUUCCACGGAGAAUAAGCCGUCGGAGGACAUGCAGGAAGUGGUGCUGAAGGACUCGCCCAACGAGACUAAGGACCCAGAGGGCGGCUGCGCCUGCUAGAACCGGUUGAGCCCAGCCAAACCGAUCCAACGGCCUCCCCUUCGAACAGCAGGAUCAGGAACAGGAGCAGGAGCAGGCAGUCGGUCAACAGCACUCGUGUACACAAGUGUCAGGUGUAUGUGGCUGGAUCUGCGACGAUUCCUCAACAUCUAAACACACACAUACACACUUUACGUUUAAGUUUAUUUAUAAAGUAACAAAUGAUAGCAAAGGCAAAUAGACUAAAACAACAAUUAACGAAAAUCGGCUAACUAAUUAAUGUUAAUUGAGCAGUGCAGACGAGCAAAUCCCGAGCGUAGGCGAAUGAAUGCUAACUCAUUGACACGAGAUCAGGGAUCAAGAUCAGAGUAAUAUUUGCGAGUUAGCUACCAGACAAGAAUAUAGUGUUGUGCAUUUCCGAUUGUCCCCAUAAGAAAACAAAAAAAAGAAAAUAAGAAACCCCUAAUCCAACCAUGUACUUAUGCCAGGCCAGGCGGUCCAGGAUCCUCCGACAUUCCAGCUCUCGUAGAUACCACGCAGCCAGCCUGUGUUCAAUGAUUCCACCAGUACCAGCCAGCCAGCCAGGCACCUUGUUUCCAAUUAUAGCCCCGUUCUGUUCUGUUUGCGGCUUUCGUUUCGCCCAUUUCGGUUUUCGGUUUAUUUAGCACAGCGACUGCUAACUGGAACUUUGGAUGGCAUAGGACUUGGACACGUGCAUCUUAUGAAUAAAUAUACACAGAUAUAUAAUAUGUAUUUUUAUGACUAAAACUGAGACAGACAAGCAGGCAGCACGAGCAGAGCAAACACUUAACAAUAUUAUUAACGAUUUUUGCUUCGAUUAGCGAGAGAACUUUGUGCAUUUUUUACGCGAAAAGCAAAAGCUUACAAAAUUGAUAAUUGAAUAAAAACAUAAACCUAUGGAUGCAAUUUUUAAUAAAUCAAAUUAUGAAAAUGAAAAGUA